CAGGUUGUGCCUCUUUCUGUGUGCAAUGACAACUGCUAUCCUGGUUACAGCAGGAAAAAGAAGGAGGGAGAGAAAUUUUGCUGCUAUAAUUGUGCUCCAUGUCCAGAAGGGAUGAUCUCUAACCAGAAAGACAUGGAUGUUUGUUUCAUAUGUCCAGAAGACCAAUAUCCCAACCAGGAUAAAAACCAAUGCAUUCCCCGGAUUCUAAGCUACCUCUCUUACAAAGAACCUUUAGGAAUCUUUCUCACCGUGUUGGCCGUUUCGUUCUCUGUGAUCACAGUUUUAAUACUUGCAGUCUUUAGGAAGCACCAAGACACUCCCAUGGUCAAAGCCAACAAUCGGACCCUCACCUACGUUCUCCUCAUCUCCCUCCUUCUUUGCUUCCUCUGCUCUUUGCUCUUCAUUGGGCAGCCUGGAAAGGGAACCUGUCUUCUCCGACAAAUGGCUUUUGGCAUUGUUUUCUCCUUCUCCAUUUCCACUGUUUUGGCAAAAACCAUCACUGUGGUUCUAGCAUUCAUAGCAACCAAACCAGGAUCCAGGAUGAGGAAAUGGGUGGGGAAAAGACUGGCGUAUGGUAUUGUUCUUUCUGGCUCAUUGAUUGAAGUGGCCAUUUGCAUGGUUUGGCUGGCUCAUUCUCCUCCAUUCCCCGAUGCAGACAUGCACUCUGUGAAUGGGGAGAUCAUCAUGGAAUGCAAUGAGGGCUCCGCUUCCAUGUUCUACUCUGUCCUGGGAUACAUGGGCUUCCUGGGCAUUGCCAGUUUCACCGUGGCUUUCUUUGCCAGGAAGUUACCUGACAGUUUCAAUGAAGCCAAAUUCAUCACCUUCAGCAUGUUGGUGUUUUGCAGUGUGUGGCUGUCCUUUGUUCCAGCAUACCUGAGCUCGAAAGGAAAAUACAUGGUAGCUGUGGAAAUCUUCUCCAUCUUGUCCUCCAGUGCUGGGUUGUUGGGUUCUAUUUUCUUCCCCAAAUGCUAUAUCAUUAUUCUGAGGCCUGAGCUGAACAGCAAAUAA
Podarcis muralis (Common wall lizard) is the source of this 1008-nucleotide messenger RNA. Its product is annotated as vomeronasal type-2 receptor 26-like. Gene Ontology annotation, biological process: G protein-coupled receptor signaling pathway. Lineage: Eukaryota; Metazoa; Chordata; Lepidosauria; Squamata; Lacertidae. Gene Ontology annotation, cellular component: plasma membrane. The record is from RefSeq and is a predicted model, not a curated record. Gene Ontology annotation, molecular function: G protein-coupled receptor activity.